This is a messenger RNA of Rotaria sp. Silwood2, 678 nucleotides long. Lineage: Eukaryota; Metazoa; Rotifera; Eurotatoria; Philodinida; Philodinidae. The record is from the annotation of a GenBank genome assembly.
AUGUUCAAAGUACCUAAAUCCAAUAUAAAUAAAUCAAUUCUUAAAAAAGAAUUAAAAUUUCUUUAUCGAUUAAAUAAAGCUCUUUAUCAAGAUGUCGAUGAAUCUGUUCGUCUUAAUUUUAAUGUUCUUGGUCAUCAUUAUGAAAUUCCUGUAUCAAUAUUAAAUAAUUAUCCAAAUACAUUACUUGGUGAACCAAAAUUACGUGCAAAUUAUUAUGAUUAUUUAAAAGAUGAAUUUAUCUUUGAUCGUCAUCCACAAGCAUUUGAAUCAAUAAUAACAUUUUAUCUAUCUGAUGGAAAUUCAUUAUCAAAACCAGAUUGGAUGCCAACAGAAAUGUUUUAUGAAGAAUUAAAAUUUUUUCGUAUGAAAUCUUCUAUACUUACAUCAUAUUAUGAUCAAGAAAUAGCGUCAAUGAUUGACAUAAAAAUCAUACCAAAAAAUAAAUAUAAACGUUAUUUAUGGUUAGUAAUAAAUUAUUCAACACAAGAUUGGUACAGUCAAUUAAUGCGAAUCAUUGAUUUUAUACUUAAUUUAAUUGCUCUUUGGACCUUUGCAAGAGAUUGUCUUAGUGAUCAUCGAAUGUCACAAAUAAUCUAUUGGAUUGAAGAAUCUAAUGGACAAGUUUUUCGACCAAUUUAUAUGCUUUUUCAUUUACAUAUGUAUAAUGUAUGUAAUUAA